This is a messenger RNA of Myiozetetes cayanensis, 3148 nucleotides long. It is a transcript of the gene SLC12A8, whose product is annotated as solute carrier family 12 member 8. Gene Ontology annotation, biological process: potassium ion import across plasma membrane; cell volume homeostasis; chloride transmembrane transport. Gene Ontology annotation, cellular component: membrane. The record is from RefSeq and is a predicted model, not a curated record. The coding region runs from base 928 to 3018 and encodes 696 amino acids. Gene Ontology annotation, molecular function: potassium:chloride symporter activity. The transcript is spliced from 14 exons. NCBI's taxonomy places the organism in Eukaryota, Metazoa, Chordata, Aves, Passeriformes, Tyrannidae.
GGGCAGGCUGGGCAGCCCGGUGCAGCGGUGGCCGCAGCUCUUGGCAGGGAGGUGAUGGCAACGCCGCGCCCUCUGCAAAACCGAAGCCGUCCGACCACACCGGGAAAUUGAAGUUGCUGGGGAGAGCCCGGGCUUGUUUCCCCAGCUCUGUUGUUCCACAGCUUUCGUUACACUACAAAGAUAUGUGAAAACAAAACGAGCUGGUGCAGUAAAUGAAUAACUGGGAAUAGCCGCUCUGUGCGGGGUUACCUUUGUUGCAUUGGUGGCUGCUUUAUUUCCCUGUAAUUCCCGCCUUCCACGGAGUCGCCUAAAUUAGGUGUUGUUAAGAACCUGACCUGGAGAAGAGUUGGGGGGAUUUAUUAAAACUAAAGUGCUGUUGGCUGCUGGGUCCCUUGAGGGAGGGAGGCUUUGGAAUUACCUCCUUUGGCAAGGACAGAGCCUUCGGAGGUCGUGGGACCACACGCAGCUGUGCUUGGGAAGGCGUUAACCUUUCCUCUUAAAAAUCAGCCAGCUGUUGAGUAGCUCAGAGCAGCGACGCUUAGCUCAGAAAUAGCUUUAAUGUGAUGAUUAAUAAAAUAGUGCUUUGAAAAGAUGUGGAGGGCACAGAAAUUUGAUCUAUAGGAAUCUGGGUUUGUAAUUAAAUAUAGAAGCGUUGCAGAAAAGGAGAUGAGCCUUUGUAAUGUUUCUGCAAGGUUUGCUAAUGCUCUUCUGCUCUCUUGAAUGCUAAAUGGUAUGGAAAGAUUAAAACAGCCGUUCUUCUUUAAUUUAUAGACUGUAAAGUGCAGUAAAACCAUGAAUCUGCUACAAUGGAGGAUCCAGCAUUUCAGGAAUUUGACCAAGAGGAAUAGCUGACCUUCCACUUGGAUCAGCCUCGCCUCUGGUUGUGUUGGAGCCAUACAUUGGGCAGGUGGAGGCAACACGAAAGAUAUGAUGUUCAGCCUGAAUGGUCCCCAAAGUGAGGGUUAUGUCCAAGAGCUCUUCCAUGAGGAAGCACAGCAGGUAUCUCAAACGCAGACCAAGCCCUGGUGGAAGAUCCAGCUGUUUGUAUGGGAGCCGGUGCUUUUUGGAACAUGGGAUGGUGUCUUCACCUCCUGCAUGAUCAACAUUUUUGGAGUGGUUCUUUUUCUGAGGACAGGAUGGCUCGUGGGAAACACUGGCAUUGUAAUGGGCAUGUUUCUAGUGUCCUUUGUCAUCCUGGUUGCCCUGGUGACAGUCUUGUCUGGAAUUGGGGUGUGUGAAAAGUGCAGCAUUGGAAGUGGAGGAGUCUACUCCAUGAUUUCUACUGUCCUUGGAGGUCAAAUAGCAGGGACCAUUGGCAUCCUUUACAUUUUUGGCCAGUGUGUUGCAGGUGCCAUGUACAUCACUGGCUUUGCAGAGUCCAUUGCAGAUGUCCUGAGCCUCAGCAACAUCUGGGCAGUGCGUGGGAUCUCCCUGGCUGUCCUGUUUGGCCUGCAGGGGAUCAACCUGGCUGGGGUGAAGUGGAUCAUCAGGCUCCAGCUCCUGCUGCUCUUCCUGCUGGCUGUCUCAACACUGGACUUUGUCAUUGGGUCCUUUACACAUCUUGAUCCAGAGAACGGCUUCGUCGGCUACUCUGCAGAGCUGAUGUCCAACAACACACUGCCAGACUACAGCCAGGGGGAGUCCUUCUUCACUGUUUUUGGAGUGUUUUUCCCAGCUGCCACAGGUGUGAUGGUUGGGUUCGACAUGAGUAGAGAUCUCCAGAAGCCUGCCACCAACAUCCCUCUGGGAUCUUUGGCUGCUAUUGGCACCUCGUGGUUUCUGUACAUGGUCUUUGUUUUUUUGCUGGGAGCCAUUUGUACCCGUCAGUCACUGCGCUAUGACUUCAUGAUAGCAGAGAAGGUAUCCUUGGUGGGUUUUUUGUUUUUGCUAGGGUUGUACAUCUCAUCCCUGGCCUCCUGCAUGGGAGGGCUGUAUGGAGGACCCAGGAUCCUGCAAUGCAUUGCCCAGGAGAAUGUGAUCCCUAUGCUCGCCUUCCUUGGACGUGGGAAAGGCCCCAACAAGACUCCAGUGGCUGCGAUUUGCUUAACAAGUUUCAUCACUAUGGCUUUUGUCUUCAUUGGGCAAGUGAACGUUCUUGCUCCCAUAGUCACCAUCAACUACAUGUUGACAUAUACUGCUGUAGACUAUUGCUAUUUCUCUGUCUCCUUGAGCCACAACAUUCAGCAGAAACCUGACGAGACCCAGAUGGGAACUGCUAGACCUGCUCACUCUUCCCAGCCUUUAAUUUUCAACAAGCCCUCAAGCCACACAGCAGAUGGAGUAACUCAAAGCAGAUCAAAUGGCACCUUGCUGGAAUUCAAAAAAGACAUGGACCAGAUUUUUAAACCAUUUUGUAGUGAGCCAGGUACCUGCAAAAAAGAAGGAGCUGAGAAUUUAACCCAAAAGGCCAAACAAAAGAAGGCAAAGAAGCCAGCAAAGCAGACAUUACAAGACAGCUUUCUCCUGGAUCUCCAUCAUGAUGCUGCCCCAGCUCAGUAUGGCUGGGAUAAGACCACAGAACCCCACAGCGAGAGCCAGCGGGACCUGGAUGAGCAGCGCUGUCAGAGUGAUGCAGAAAUGUCUAUAAAGCAACAAAACCCAGAGCUGGGAAUUCAACAAAUACCAGAGUCCUUCUACUCCAGAUUUUUCAGUCACUGGGUUUCCUUUGCUGUUGCAGUUGUGUCCCUCAUCAUAAUGUUUGUCAUUCAGUGGAUCUACACUCUGGUCAGCCUGGGUGCAGCAGUUAUUCUGUAUUUCUACAUUGGCCGAGUGAGCCCAGGACUCCCCCUUGGAGCAGCAGCAAAUUUCAGUUUCUUUGGCUGGAUUAAGUCGGUUUUGAUCACUUUGUGCAGGAGAAGGCCAUCUCCCAAGGAGCAGAUUGUGGUGACACCAUCCUUUGCAACAGUUGGCAUGGAGACCAGGCAGCUCACCGAGGAGAACGCUGACUUCGCCUCGCGGGACCGCUAUCACCAGUCCUCGCUUGUCAGCAGAGAGGAGUUUGGGAACCAAUUCCAGUGAAGGACACACACACACACACAAAAAAAAAAAUCAAUCCAUUACUUCAAAAAGCAUUUAGAAGUGCUAAUGGGUGCCACAGUGCCUUGUGAAAUACUUGAAUUAAUGCAUAAAGAAUGUGAAUAGUUAUUUA